Blepharisma stoltei is the source of this 579-nucleotide messenger RNA. The record is from the annotation of a GenBank genome assembly. NCBI's taxonomy places the organism in Eukaryota, Ciliophora, Heterotrichea, Heterotrichida, Blepharismidae.
AUGGUAGAGGUAGGAAAACGAAAAGAGCAAGGCAAUACAUUUUUUAAAGAAAACAAAUUUGAUGAUGCAAUAAGAUUAUACUCAGAAGCAGCAGAUUGCGAAGACGCGACGAAGGAGCUAAAAGCUGUAUGCUACGGAAAUAUAAGUCUCUGCUACCUACGAUUAAAUAAUCCUACGAAAUCUCUAGAAUAUUGCGAUUAUGCGCUAGGUCUGAAGCCAGAUUAUCAAAAAGUAAGAGAAAGAAAAAUUGGUUUGCUCCUGGACGCCAAAAGAAUACCUGAAGCAAGACUUGAAAUGGGUAAAGGGGAAGUUAGCGAUGAUUUGAAAGCAAAAGUUGAAGAAGCUGAAAAGGAAGAAAAUGAUAAAAUUUUGGAAGAUGAAAAAGCAAUGGAAAGAGAAGCAGACCUUGAGACUGAGGCUAGAGAGAAAGAAAAGCAAGAGAAGAAAAAAAAUUUAAAUGAAAUGACAACUGCUAUGAAAGAGCUUGCAAAUGAUGUACUGGAAAAGUUUGGGAUGAGCCUGGACUGUUUCAAAGUGAAGAAAUCAAAAGAGGGGAAAUAUUGUGUUGAUUUCUCAUAG